GAGGAGGCUAAACCUGAGGAGGCUAAACCAGAGGAAGCUAAACCAGAGGAAGCUAAACCAGAAGAGUCCAAACCAGAGGAAGCAGCUCAUGCACCAGAGGUUAAACCACCAGAAGCACAUCCAGAACCGGCUAAACCUGAAGUGAUUGCACCAAAGCAGACGGUGGCCAAGCCAGCCGAAGAAAUUCCACUUUCAAUUGGAUCAAUACCCAACACGUUGGCAUCGAUUGAUCAUCAAAUUCAACGGAUCAAGGCGCAUCUUGCGGCACAAUACUCAAGAGGAUGUAUGAUCACCUUCCAAGCUGAUCCGAUUGCGGAUCGUCCAUCCGACUCACUAUCCGGUUUCCAGUCGUCCACCAAGACGAAAUCAGCUGAAGUAUGCGCGGGUCGUUGCUAUCAGGUUCGUGUUCCGGACCACCUGACCCCCUGA
This is a messenger RNA of Anisakis simplex (herring worm), 429 nucleotides long. NCBI's taxonomy places the organism in Eukaryota, Metazoa, Nematoda, Chromadorea, Rhabditida, Anisakidae. The record is from the annotation of a GenBank genome assembly.